Symbiodinium necroappetens is the source of this 960-nucleotide messenger RNA. The record is from the annotation of a GenBank genome assembly. NCBI's taxonomy places the organism in Eukaryota, Dinophyceae, Suessiales, Symbiodiniaceae.
AUGUGCGGCUGUCCUCGCGUUAUUCUGGCAAUCAUGCUGGGGCUGGCAUAUGGCACCUAUGAUGGCCAGCUGCCAGAAGACAUCUGUGACACGACCGGCCAAUGCGAAGUCUCUCUCCGACAGCUGCGCGGGGAGGUGAAGUUGCAGCAGGACAUGGACAUCUGGCACCAGAACGAAAGUGCGGACGCAGCGAUGCAUGCUGAUAGAGUCGAGGCGAUCUUGGACGUGUACUUCAAGGACAUCAACAUGACCGGGCGUCGCAUCGCGAAGGCAAUCCACAAUGAACAAACUUGGGCAGCGUGUGCUAGUGUGGACUGGACGCAAGAGGCGUUGGAGUUCGAUUCCACAGGAAGGCUCGGGGCAAUGAGGAAGCGGUUGGGAGUGGAUGCGUACUGUGCCGAGAACAAAACGGACGUCACAUGCCUGGCAAUUGAGGCCGCCGUGCUUGCUUCUAUUGAGCUGGUAAUCAAGGGUUUGAGUCCUAGGUUCGCCAAGUCUGCAGUGAGCGAAUACGGAAUGCACCCUUCUUGGGUGGAAGGCUCCGUGAAGAGGCCUGUGCGACGAGAAAUGCCACCUCGGGCCGAGGUGUUGGACGGCACGGGCGUGGUGGGAUACGGUGAUUGCUCAAUUCUCCGAACCGUUCUGACCGGCAGCCCACACCAACAGCAGCAGGGAACGUGCGGGUGGGUUUCGAGCCUCGGGGCACUGAGCUGGGCAGCCCCGGCCCAGGCAAUCAAGAUGGGCAUGCGACUCUUCUGGACCGGAACCAUGUUGAAGUCCAUCAAGACGUGUGCCAACAUCUAUGACUUGCAGCCAGGACUUGUGCCCCUGGUGAAAGGUGGAGCGGAGCGCGUGCUCUGUUACAAGCACUGCAACGCCUUUCUCAGAGGGAUGGCUGCCAGUACAAGCUUCUGGGGUGACGGUCAUGUGGACCUAUGCAUUGUUGAGCAGCUUCGUUGA